AUAUUGAUGAGUGAAUUGCCAUGUGAACCUCGAAUCAUUUACGAUUGUAUCAGAUCACGCUCCGGCCUAAUACCCACAUCAUAGAUCAUACAAAGACAAACCGCAAGUAUUUAGAAAAAUGAGAAUUAUUAUGCUAGGCGAAGUGCCUAUAGUUUUACUAUUCCUUCCCGUCCACCCAAUAUGCAUCCCGAGCCUAAAAGGGAGGAGAAUCCCGACAAGAGCGAGACUUUUAAACAUGAAAGCUGGACAUAGGAAAAAUAAAGUCCGCUAUGUAUGUGGAUUCACCUCUCCCUUGCCACCGUGUAAACGCCUGUGUGUAGCCCUGGGAUACAACUUUUGUCCCAGGGAGAGUGAAAAAAAAACAUCUCUGCUCGUCUCCUUCAUUCUCCAACCAAUAACACGGUCUAAACCAAUGUCAAAUCAAUCACGGACUCGAAUAACGCGAACUCAAUAUUAACAAUGCUUUUUUCGCUCGCUCCCUCGCUUAGCUCUGUCUCGAAAGUUCAAAAUAGCGCCUCAGCCGUAAGC
Molecule: messenger RNA, 528 nt
Organism: Daldinia caldariorum
Lineage: Eukaryota; Fungi; Ascomycota; Sordariomycetes; Xylariales; Hypoxylaceae
Exons: 2
Coding region: 119-457 (112 amino acids)
Source: RefSeq, a predicted model, not a curated record